AUAUUCGUUAACUUCAUGGUCAACAUGAUGUCACUGAUCGUCGCCGUGUUUUGUCGCGUGGCUGACAGAGCCCACUGACUGUGCCUGAACUGUCGUUUCGAUAUUUGCGUAAGUCCCUUACGCGCAAGUGAGUUCAGUUGACUCUGAAUCUCCAUCUCAUUGGCUAAGCAAGGGCGACGUGUACAUCAAGCAGCAACAGGUAGCUGCAUUUGUAACAGUUACCGUUUCAUUCUGGGAAUGCCUCGUCUUGUGCUCCGCGCAUAGCAAACUUUGAAAAUCACUAACAGUCAGCACAUCUCCUGGGCUUCUCAUCUCUGAUCAUUAAACACGCAUAUUUUAUAAGUGUGGCCCUUCCCUCCGAAUCUUGAGCUGACCUGUGGCUGCACACCGGUGUGGGAUGAAGUCCAAAGGGAAGGGGAGCAAGCGCAGCCAACAGGCCUGGAGCGGGUCAGACCCGGACCUCCACCUGGAGACAGAACCGGGGUCCAGCGAGCAUGAGGGCUCCGAGGCUUCCGUGCAGCUGGAGGGCUCCUGGAGGGCCCGCCGGGCAGCGCGCAGAGCCAGCGGCGAGAGCACGGGCAUGGGUGGCGGUGCCAGGGUGGGUGCCAGGGUGGGCACCAGGCGCCGGCGGCCGCACGGCAGUGGCAAGGAGCGCAACGUGCGCCGCCUGGAGAGCAACGAGCGGGAGCGCCAGCGCAUGCACAAGCUCAACAACGCCUUCCAGGCCCUGCGCGAGGCCGUCCCGCACGUACGCACCGACAAGAAGCUCUCCAAGAUCGAGACGCUCACGCUGGCCAAGAACUACAUCAAGGCCCUGACCACCAUCAUCCUGGGCAUGUCGGGCGGCUGCAGGCCCGGCUCCGAGUGCCCGGACGAGGCCAGCGCCGCGCGCCUCCUCCAGUGUUGCCAGGAGCACCUCGAGGAUGAGGACGAGGAGAGCCUGUCCAAAUACCUGUCUCAGAUCCACAGCUUCAAUAAGGGGAGCUAGCAGGACCCCAGGGGGGCGGUUGGGGGGAACGGGGGGUCUGGUAAGCAGAGAGGACAGGGAUGCUUCAGAAACGGACUGGACAAGGCAGUUCCUGGUCUCUAGACUCUGAACUCUGGUGAGAACUUCGGUGUGACUCCUCGCCCUCCCACCUAGCUAAAGACUUCUCAGCCUUUUUGAUCAGGAACUUUUGAAGUCUUGAUAAGGGGGGCAAAAGGCCAUAAAAAGCUUGAGCCUCCAGCUCUGCCCCCAACUGAUGAACUGAUGGGUAAAGAGUGUGGUGUAGGAGGACAGACUCUCCAAACAGGUUAUAAGUAACCACUAAGACUGGUCCAUGAUGUACUGUACUGCACAAACUUCACCAUUCUCACACACUGAAACAUUACACUUUAGCAAACAUGCUAACACAGAGCUGACAGGAUGGAAACAGAUACAGUAAAACAACCGCUCAUUUACCGCUGUGGAUUCACCCUCUCUGUUGACUGGUUAAACAGGAUAGAACAUUACAUUGUUCAAAGCGAAGCAGAUUGAUAACACUCAUUUAUUGAGAGGACAAACCAUGCACGUCUUUUUUUUUUUUUCACGAGUACACUGUACUCUAGGGUUAACUACGGUACAACAUCCUUGUCCCACUUUGUUAUUUUAAAAGGAAUAAAUUAAGAAUAAAACCAAA
This is a messenger RNA of Clupea harengus (Atlantic herring), 1658 nucleotides long. RefSeq names its product basic helix-loop-helix family, member a15 (gene bhlha15). Gene Ontology annotation, biological process: axon development; sensory organ development; positive regulation of transcription by RNA polymerase II. Lineage: Eukaryota; Metazoa; Chordata; Actinopteri; Clupeiformes; Clupeidae. Gene Ontology annotation, cellular component: nucleus. Gene Ontology annotation, molecular function: DNA-binding transcription factor activity, RNA polymerase II-specific; E-box binding; protein dimerization activity. The record is from RefSeq and is a predicted model, not a curated record.